This is a messenger RNA of Cuculus canorus (common cuckoo), 2895 nucleotides long. RefSeq names its product developing brain homeobox 2 (gene DBX2). The transcript has 4 exons. NCBI's taxonomy places the organism in Eukaryota, Metazoa, Chordata, Aves, Cuculiformes, Cuculidae. The coding region runs from base 171 to 1061 and encodes 296 amino acids. Gene Ontology annotation, biological process: regulation of transcription by RNA polymerase II. Gene Ontology annotation, molecular function: DNA-binding transcription factor activity, RNA polymerase II-specific; DNA binding. The record is from RefSeq and is a predicted model, not a curated record.
UCGGCCGCGUCCAUCACUCGCCGUUCCCUCCUAAUGAAUGCGCUCGGACACACCUUCCGGGCCCGGCGGAGAGGCGAGGCGACGAGUUCGUCGGCCCCCCGAGCCGCUCCGCUUUUCCCUCGCUUCCCCUCGGGGAGGCGCCCCGUCCCGCCCCGUCGCGGCCCCUCGCUAUGCUGCCCGGCGCCCUGCGCUGGGACCUGGCGGGCUCCUCCGCCCUGCUCGACCUGCCCGCCGCGCCGGGAUUCGGCAACCUGGGCAAAAGUUUCCUCAUCGAGAACCUGCUGCGGGCCGGGGCGCCACCAGGCCCCGCGCAGCUGCGGCCGCUGCCCGCCAGCCCCGUCCCGCUCAAGCUGUGCCCCGCGCCCGGGCAGGGCGGGCCCUGCGCCGCCAGGUGCGCCUGCCAAGCGCCGGGGCCCUGCGCGCCCGCCAGGGGCGGCCUCCCGCCCGCGGCCACAGCUCUUUCCAAACACUUUUUUCUCCGAGCCCCGCCAUUCUACUCAGCAUGCUGCGGUGGGUCCUGUCAGCACCCUGCAUCCCCCACUGCUUUUCCAAGAGAGGAAAGUGUCCUGCCUCUUCUGACCCAGGAGUCUAACUCCAAAGCUCGGAGAGGUAUAUUAAGAAGAGCUGUCUUUUCCGAAGACCAGAGGAAAGCUUUGGAGAAAAUGUUUCAGAAACAGAAGUACAUCAGUAAAACAGACAGGAAGAAACUGGCCGUUAACCUGGGUCUGAAGGAGUCUCAGGUGAAAAUUUGGUUUCAGAAUCGAAGGAUGAAAUGGCGAAACUCCAAAGAAAAAGAAGUACUUUCAAACAGGUGUCUCCAAGAAGAAAGUCUACAGGAGAACUACCUCUCACGAUCCACCGUGAAUUUUACCUCCCCGUGCCCAUCUAUGUGGGAAGUGUCGCAGGAGCAGGCAAGUCCAAGAUGGAGGGAGAAUUCUCCAGGAAAUUCUGAAAGACUGACCAGUGCACAACCACCUCCAAGAGCAAAUUCAUCACAGAGCUCCCUGUAUUUGUAUCCUGACCAAGACACAGUGAAUAAGGCAGUUACAUCAUCAGCCUAAGGAAACAAGGGCAGUUUGUAAAUUGAGUGGAGAGCACAGGCUUCAAAUGAGCAAUCUUCUAAGACUAACAAUAUUUGGACAUUGUAAAGCUAACUAGUUUAUGCCUCAUAAAUUUGCUAAAGUCUAACACCAUUAAAAUGACAAACAACUAAUGAUUUAAGAAGUGUUCUUCCAUACUCAGUCUUUUCUUGUGUCUUAUCCAGUCUUGUACUGACCUUAAAAGUCAAAUAGGAUCUGAUGGUAAGUAAAAUGAAGCGAAGAGCAUGAAGCUGAAGUCAUGCUGUGGUUUAUACAUCUGUAUACGAUAUUCAUUAAAAACACACUGAUAGAGAAUCACUUUUUUCUCUCAUUGCAGUCAGAUCAAUUAAUUUCUUUAGUGCACCAGAUGAGAAUAACCAAGUUUCCCUCAAGAUUGUAAGUUCCUUUGGGUUCUUUGUGAAAUUCAGUAAACGACACAAUAGGUUCGUAUUAGACAUAUGUAAGCAUUUUUAGUAUGCUUUCUCCAUCUGUCCUCAUCUGUAUCAGUAUUCAGUUAGGUUAAAUAGCAUGGUCACAGGUUAGCUGAUAUCCCUGGUAAAGUAUGCAAUACUAAAAGACAACCAACCAACCCUAUAAAACAUUCCAUGCAUCGCUUUGAUGUGUAUACUGAACGUAUACUGGGAAACACAAUUCACUAACUCCUGGCUUUUCUCCUAGGGAUGAACUGAACUCUGAAUUUCAGUGGCUUUUGUCAGACUGUUAGUGAAAUUUCUUGCAAUGCCUUCUGUAUUUCAGAACUGUGAUGGCAGUGUGCAGAAUUGUUGCCCAAAUGCACGAAGCAACAGGACUAUAACUGGAAAAACUGCUACUAUAGCCAUCUCUGAGAAGUACUUAAGGUGAUGGCAUAAUGCAGUAGCCUUUUUCCUGACUUAGUCCUAUUUAAACUGGUGCCAAUAAGUACACAUUGGCAUAUGUCUGUAUCAAAGACAGGACAGUAUUCCGUGUAAUACAGGUAGCUUCAAAUAAUAUUAUUAAAACUGCUUUGCUUAAAAUGAUUUGCUUCCUUCAUCCACUUUAAGGAAAUCACUCUGUGGAUUGAGGUAUAAUUUUUUGUUUAUUUGAAAGGCUUUGUAGCUUGAAAUGGGAGCAGAACUUUUUCGUCUUUAUCACACUUUCUUGAAUGCAUUUGUUGAGAAGAAAGAACAAAGGUAUAUUAUGUUACAGGCAAAACCUUUUGAUGAACAUUAUAGUUUUAUCAGGACUAUUUAAUUUCUGUCAGAUUCAUAUAUUUUAUAGUCAAAAGAGAUGAUUAUGAUAAUGUAGUCUAGCUUUCCUCGUCAUGCAUACCAUGAAUGUUUCUAAUUAUUCUUUCCUUGAGGUCCAGAGCUUUUUGAACUGUAUCAUACGCCUUUCAAAAAGCCAUACAAUUGUUAUUUAACAUUUUACCUUUUGGUGGAUGAUUUACUGUUCCCCUUGUUAUGUUGUAUUAUCUGGGAGGUGAAAUUCAGAUAAAUUUGCAGCUAAAAAACUUGAGACUGAAGUGAUGAGACUUGUAUCAAAAACUUGAUGCAUGAUAGGUGAGUUUUGUAUCCUGCCUUGUGCUUGUCCUGCCUUCUAAGUGGCGAACUGUGCAGUGCUACUUUUGCACUGUUUGCCACUCUUUGCACGUUAUUUCGUAUGCUUGUUUUAAAGAAAAAAGAAAUUACAGAAAAAUUAGGAAGUCAUCUCUUGCUGUGGUUACAAACCCUCAUUAGCGUAAUGAUAGCCUAGAUACCUACCUUCAGAAGGCACUUGAACACACUUAGUAGGGCAUGUUACACACUAUUUAAUAAUGUGAGUUUAUUCUUCUCUUGCA